AUGGAUCCACCUGUCACUAGAAGCUGCGUGCGGAAUCCCCACGCUCCCUCCAUACUCUGGGAAUGCCUCACCCGCCCUCUCGGCCAGUACCGAGGACCCAACCAGCCGCCCAACAACCCUCCAGCCCCCAUUCUGCCUCCGAGAAUGGGCAUGGGUUACCUGGAUUUCUCGGUCCCCUGCCAGGCUGCUGCUCCUCCUCCUCAGAGCUUUCCUUGCGCUGAACGCGCUUUGGAGGAACCUGGCAUUCAGCUGCCCACCUGGAACGUGGCGGCUUCUGAGCUCGUCCUGCCGGCGAAGUUGGCUUCGGGGUCAGGGGGACUAGGAGAGGGCAGUCCCAGACCCAGGGUAAAUAACCUCUUCACAGGGAAUGUGGCAAGCGAUGCCGAGAAAAAAGCAGUCUUCUGGAAAGUGGAAAAUGAAGAUGUGGCUGCUCAGUGGUGUGAUAGUACUAACGGCACAAAGACCCAGGGUGCUAUCCGUCGCAAACGUACAACCACCCCAAGGAAAGAAACCUCCAAAAUCCGGAAGGAACGCACAGCAUUUACUAAGGAACAGCUGCGGGAGCUUGAGAUGGAAUUUAUUCACCACAAUUAUCUGACAAGGCUGCGGAGAUAUGAGAUUUCUGUGAAUCUUGCUUUGACCGAAAAACAGGUUAAAGUAUGGUUUCAGAACCGCAGGAUGAAAUGGAAACGUGUGACAGGACAAUCAUUGACACCCCAGAAAAAGAAGAAAGAAAUGGACCCUGCUGCCUCCUUAAAUCCAGAGUAGCCUGUUCUCUAACAAACUGAUCUCUAACAACCUUUGAUUUCAAAGGAUGCCUUGAAGAUCUGGUACCAAGACAACAAUCAACUUGAGUCCAGACCAAGAAAGUGCUUUAUGGAAACGCUUUAAACAAUCCCCACUCCCUAUUCACAAGAAGAUAAAAAGAGGAAAAAGGGAAACAUAUUCACACUUGCAAGCUCCA
Ahaetulla prasina is the source of this 964-nucleotide messenger RNA. It is a transcript of the gene MEOX1, whose product is annotated as mesenchyme homeobox 1. Gene Ontology annotation, biological process: positive regulation of transcription by RNA polymerase II. The record is from RefSeq and is a predicted model, not a curated record. The coding region runs from base 1 to 768 and encodes 255 amino acids. Gene Ontology annotation, cellular component: nucleus. The transcript is spliced from 5 exons. NCBI's taxonomy places the organism in Eukaryota, Metazoa, Chordata, Lepidosauria, Squamata, Colubridae. Gene Ontology annotation, molecular function: RNA polymerase II cis-regulatory region sequence-specific DNA binding; DNA-binding transcription factor activity, RNA polymerase II-specific.